AUGAGAACCAAUCCUUUUAUUCGUUGGGUUUCUGCACUUGUAGAAAAAAAGGCAGGACAUAUUGAUCAGAUAAUCGGCCCAGUACUCGACGUAUCUUUCCCUCCAGGUAAUAUGCCUAGAAUUUACAAUUCCUUGAUAGUUAAGGAUAACGAUACAACUGGUGAGCCAAUAAGUGUGACUUGUGAGGUACAACAAUUAUUAGGAAAUAAUAAGGUUAGAGCUAUAGCUAUGAGUGCUACAGAUGGUUUGAUGAGAGGAAUGAAAGUAAUUGAUAUAGGAGGUCCACUUAGUGUUCCAGUUGGUGAAACUACUCUUGGAAGAAAUUUUAAUGUUCUUGGGGAACCUGUUGAUAACUUAGGUCCUAUAGAUGAUCCGAUCCAAUUCAUGUUAUUCAUUGCUCUUAAUAAGCAAGAGAGGCAGCAUCCCAAAAUUCAAGAAUCAUCUGAGAAAUGA
Messenger RNA from Cryptomeria japonica (Japanese cedar), 453 nucleotides. RefSeq names its product ATP synthase subunit beta, chloroplastic-like. The record is from RefSeq and is a predicted model, not a curated record. Gene Ontology annotation, biological process: proton motive force-driven mitochondrial ATP synthesis; proton transmembrane transport. The transcript has a single exon. Lineage: Eukaryota; Viridiplantae; Streptophyta; Pinopsida; Cupressales; Cupressaceae. Gene Ontology annotation, cellular component: chloroplast thylakoid membrane. Bases 1 to 453 code for a protein of 150 amino acids.